GGCGGGGCGGGCCUGGCUUUGCCCGCCCCCCGGCGCUGUAGUGCUGCACCGCGGUGCGAGAUCCAGAGUAGCUUCUUGGCCUGCAGCAGCGAUGGCGGGAUUGGCGGUCCAGCUGCUGCGCGGCAGCUGUCUGCUAAGAAGACACUUUCCAACUUGCCUGUCUUCUUGGAAGAUUCCUCCUCAUGUCCUAAAAUCUUCCCAGUCAGAAGCUCUGCUCGAGAUGACAAAUAUCAGACUACCAUUUGGCCCACUGCAAACAUUUACGGAUGAUGAAAUAAUGAUAACGAGCUCAGUGAAAAAAUUUGCACAGGAACAAAUUGCUCCUUUGGUUUCAACCAUGGAUGAAAAUUCAAAAAUGGAGAAGUCAGUACUACAGGGAUUAUUUCAACAAGGGUUGAUGGGUAUUGAAAUUGACACAAAAUAUGGCGGGACAGGAGCUUCAUUUUUUUCCACUAUCCUAGUGAUAGAGGAAUUAGCCAAAGUCGAUGCAGCUGUGGCGCUCUUUUGUGACCUCCAGAACACAGUAAUUAACAAACUGAUUAUAAAACUUGGAACAGAAGAACAGAAGGCCACCUAUUUACCCAAGCUGGCUACAGAGAUGAUAGGAAGUUUCUGUCUCUCAGAGGCUGGAGCAGGUAGCGACCCAUUUGCUUUGAAAACGAGAGCUGAUAAAAAGGGAAAUUAUUAUGUCAUCAAUGGGUCCAAGAUGUGGAUCUCCAGUGCUGAGUAUGCAGACCUGUUCCUGGUGAUGGCGAAUGUAGACCCCAGCCUUGGGUAUAAGGGAAUUACCUGCUUCUUAGUGGAUCGAGACACUGCAGGCCUUCAUAUAGGAAGAGCAGAAAACAAACUGGGGAUCAGAGCGUCUUCCACAUGCCCUUUAACGUUCGAAGAUGUCAAGGUCCCAGAAGCCAAUAUCUUGGGACACAUUGGCCUUGGCUAUAAGCACGCCAUAGAGAGUCUCAAUGAAGGUAGAAUAGGAAUAGCUGCACAGAUGGUGGGACUGGCCCAAGGAUGUUUUGACUACACUAUUCCAUAUAUUAAAGAAAGAACACAAUUUGGCCAAAGAGUAUUUGAUUUUCAGGGGCUCCAACACCAAGUGGCUGUUGUGGCCACCCAGCUGGAAGCUGCGCGGUUGCUGACGUACAACGCUGUGAGGCUUGUGGAGGCCGGAAGGCCAUUCAUAAAAGAAGCUUCCAUGGCCAAAUACUAUGCUUCAGAGAUUGCCGGGCUAACGACUAGUAAAUGUAUCGAGUGGAUGGGAGGAGUUGGCUACACCAAAGAUUACCCUGUGGAAAAAUACUUCCGAGAUGCAAAGAUUGGUACAAUAUAUGAAGGAACUUCCAACAUCCAGCUGAACACCAUCGCAAAGCACAUCGACAUGGAAUACUGAUGUCCGCAGGAAUGUGACUUCUUCUGGUGUCAUUGCUGUCCAAGUUUUAACUAUUGUGCCUCGUCGGAGAAGUAAACCUCCAGAGCAUCGAAGUGCUUUAUGUGAGCCCUUAGCUGCGGUGCUGGGGGAAGGCCUUUUAGAUUUUACCUUUUACAAGCGAACAUUUUGUAAAUUGGGGAAGACAAGCAGCCAUAUUUUCUUCAAAGCUAGUUUUAAAGUUCUAUACACAUUUAUAAUAUCAGUCUAAUUUCAGAGUAUAGAAAAGUUUCACCUUAUCAGCAUUUGGAAAAAUAAAGACAGCUGAACUGCCAAAUUACUUAUAGAAUCCUAUUAAAUCUUUAUCUUGUGGCAUCAGAGAAGUAUAUUAAAGGAGGCAAUUUUUAUUCAUUACUUUUUUCAGAUCUCAGUUGCUAAAUGAGGUAAAAACUGAUUUGAAAAACUUAUUUAGAAAAAUCUAAAAACCUAGUUUUAAAUAUGAGAUUGGUUGAAAAAUAACUAUAUAACUUUGUAGGUCAUAUAAUUGAAGAAAAUAUUAUUUUAACAAUGUGAAUAAAGCAAUAUAAUUGUUACAGUGAUUGAUCUUUAUAAAAGAUGCAGUCCCUCAGUAGGUCAUUUUUUUUUUGUUGUUGUUGUUGCAGUUUGGUCGGGGCCGGGUUUGAACCUGCCACCUUUGGUAUAUGGGGCCGGCGCCCUACUCACUGAGCCACAGGCACCGCCCCACUCAGUAGGUCAUUUUAAAAACAAGUCUCUACCUUAGUUUUCAAGUAUAAGGUUUAAGUAGUUUGGUUUAAGAGUCAGAAAGUACUCAAUACAAUAUUGUAAUAAUAUGCACAGUUUUUUAAUAGUACAAUUUCUUUCUGUAUUUUAAUUGAAACAGUGUUAUUUCCUCAAAUUUGGGUAUUGGGCUUUAUCCUGAAUAGUAUCAGAAAUUGGCUCUUGAUUGAAUAAUUCUCGAGAGAGAGAUCUCUCUUGCCCAUAAAGAAGGGUAUCAAAAAUCUCGUAAGGAAUGGGGGAGAAGAGUUGUAGAGUUUGAGAAAGCAUAUUCAAUAUUAAAAUAAUUUUAUAUUUGGGAAGGCAAAAAUAAAUCUAUUGUUUUAUAGUGCAAACUAUAAAUAGGAAAAAUUUAACAAAAUAUAUAGUUUAAAGGGCACUCUUCAGUAUUAGGGCGGAAGAGACCCCUGGAGGCACAGAUUCUGAGCCCCUCAGUAGGGAGCACAGGGACCACAGAAGAGGGGGGUUUUCAGAUGUUCCAGACAGUGGACAUGAACAGUGUCCCAAAGCUUGUGCAGUUGCUUUAACACAUACAUUACUGCGAAAUGGGAAGCAUUUUAGUACUUCAAUGAAGGGAUAAUGUUUAUUAAGAAAACCUGAUGCUUUCAAAGUAAUUUUGCUUUGUACUUUCAUGUUUCUUGAAUGGAAUUAAUUUCUACAAUGCAAAUCAUAGUUAAAUAUUCAAAGUUGCAUAGAUACAAUUGAGCUAGGAAUUACAUUAAAAUAUUAGGAAGAAGUAAGGAGCCAAAGAGAUAACGUUUACUUGCCUUUCAAAUGGGGAGAUGAUGAAAACCCACUCAUUUGGUCUUUCAGAAUAAAAAGACAGUAAUCUGAUAAGAAAAGUAGGAAAUGGAUGAAAUGCCCUAAAGGGGCUUUAGACAUCUGUAAUUUCUGUGAUUAUGGGAGAGAGGUGGGCUUGACAGAUGAUGAAGCAGAAGCCAACACUAGUAGAAAGAAGCCGAACUUCUUCCUGUGGAUUUAUAAACAUACAAAAGUGCAAUAAACCUCAUGUUCAAUUUAGCAGCAUCAGUCAGGGCGCUGUAUACACCUGAACCUUGAAUUUAUAUUUAUUAUUGAUAAAGUUCUAAUUUUGUGUACUUUGUGCAUGUUCAUGAACAGUUAAAAUUAAUUAUGUAUUAUAGUUAAGAUAUGCACCUAUCUUCUGUUAGUGAAUCAGCAAAUGGUUUAAAAAUGUGUUAUUUUACCAUUUUUACCAAAAAAGUUGAGUGGAUUUUUCUCAUAGUUCUUUCAUUAUUACUUUUCUUCUGGUACUCAUGACUUUGAGAUCUUUAAAACUACUGAUCUUGAGUCCAUGACUGGUGGAGAACUAUUUCCCUCCUGAAGCCUAUUACCGUUUUUGUUAAUUUGAGGAUUGGGCUGUCUCGGAACUCAGAAAAGAGAGAACUGUUUGAAUAGACUUGUAUGGGUGGAGCUAGAAUCAACCCAAAUGCCAAGUUAGUAUCAUUAAAGAUUUCAUUUUAUAACAUGAAAAUGAAUGAGUAUCAAAGAUUUAGAAUCAUGGAAAGUUAAACUUAGACCUUAGUGAACCAUCCAGCCAACACUUUCAUUUUAAAAGUGAAGGAUUCAUAGCUUGAUUGCCCGAGAUCUUCCAUCCAGGGACAAAGACAAGAAUCUACAUGUGCUACUUCCCAGUCCAGUGUUGUUCCUAUCAUUCUGUUAGGUUUAACUGAUAAAGAAUUAAAAUUUCUGAAGUGUUUUGAUUGACCAGUGUCAUUGCUUAUGUAUAUAAAUCACUUGCCCAAAGAUCCUGGCACUCAGUGGCUCCCUUUGGCUAUAACUGUUAUAUCAAAUUAUGAAGAUUACUGUGCAAUCAUUUGGUUUCAUUAUUCUGAUCUAUAAAUGUACUAGUUAUAUCUUUGCUGAUAUAUUUUUGCUUAUUUUUAUAAAGUGUAAGUUUUGUUUUAAUGGUGUAGGUAUUAGAAUGUAUCCAGUGUUACAAAACCAAUAUUCUAUGGAGAAUGAAAAAUAAAGCCCUAAAUUAACUGGA
Nycticebus coucang (slow loris) is the source of this 4169-nucleotide messenger RNA. It is a transcript of the gene ACADSB, whose product is annotated as acyl-CoA dehydrogenase short/branched chain. The record is from RefSeq and is a predicted model, not a curated record. The transcript has 11 exons. Gene Ontology annotation, molecular function: flavin adenine dinucleotide binding; acyl-CoA dehydrogenase activity. NCBI's taxonomy places the organism in Eukaryota, Metazoa, Chordata, Mammalia, Primates, Lorisidae. Bases 92 to 1390 code for a protein of 432 amino acids. Gene Ontology annotation, cellular component: mitochondrion.